Letharia columbiana is the source of this 2163-nucleotide messenger RNA. RefSeq lists its product as uncharacterized. The record is from RefSeq and is a predicted model, not a curated record. The transcript is spliced from 8 exons. Gene Ontology annotation, cellular component: mitochondrion. The coding region runs from base 1 to 2163 and encodes 720 amino acids. Gene Ontology annotation, molecular function: metal ion binding; methylcrotonoyl-CoA carboxylase activity; ATP binding. Lineage: Eukaryota; Fungi; Ascomycota; Lecanoromycetes; Lecanorales; Parmeliaceae.
AUGUCUCUUCAUCAUCUUCUCCGUCGUCCUGUCAUUUGCGUCGUCUCUCCACAUCACAGCAAUUCUCCCGGGAGAAUAAAUUACACUUCUCUCACACCUUACAAGUCUUCAACGGCGAGUCAGUCCCUGACUUCCAUUUUGAUAGCCAAUCGUGGUGAAAUAGCUCUACGUGUCAACAAGACAGCUUUCCAGUAUGGCAUCACGACCACGACAGUCUAUACAGAACCAGACGCUAGAUCGCAACACGCUCUGAGCUCUCCUAAGGCCGUCAACCUGGGACAUUCCUCAGCUUACCUGGAUGGUGACAAAAUCAUUGAAGCUGCCAAAGUGCACGGGUGCACAGGCAUCCAUCCUGGGUACGGUUUUCUGAGUGAGAAUUCAAUGUUUGCUAGAAAAUGUACAGAAGCGGGACUUGUCUUCAUAGGGCCGCCAUGGGAAGCAAUGGAGGCUAUGGGCAACAAAAGCCGGUCAAAAGAGAUUAUGAUCGAAGCCGGGGUACCGUGCAUUCCAGGCUAUCAUGGCAGCAACCAAGAACCAGCUUUUCUCAGGUCCGAAGCCUCCAAAAUUGGCUUCCCGGUGCUCAUAAAAGCCGUGAAAGGCGGUGGAGGAAAGGGCAUGCGGAUAGCAAUGACGGCAGGUGUGUUUGACGACCAAUUGAAAAGCGCGAAAUCAGAAGCUAUGAAUUCAUUUGGCGACAAUGUCAUGCUCGUCGAGAAAUACAUUACGACCCCUCGACAUAUCGAAGUUCAGAUAUUCGCAGACAAACAUGGCAGUUGUGUCUCCCUGGGGGAACGGGACUGCAGCAUCCAAAGGCGACAUCAAAAGAUAUUGGAAGAAUCGCCAGCGCCCAAUCUAGACGAAUCUGUUCGUCAAGAUCUAUGGAAGAAGGCUCGCACUGCAGCCUUGGCUGUUGGCUAUGAGGGCGCAGGUACUGUAGAGUUCAUUUUUGACAAUGAGUGUGGCGAAUUCUUUUUCAUGGAAAUGAACACCCGACUACAAGUGGAGCAUCCCGUUACCGAAAUGGUCACUGGGGAAGACCUCGUACACUGGCAGCUUAUUGUGGCGGAAGGAGGUAAGCUUCCUCUGAGUCAGAAAGAGAUCGAAGCAAAGAUUUCGGAAAGAGGUUGGGCAAUCGAAGCGAGAAUCUAUGCAGAAAAUCCUGAAAUGGGUUUCACACCUGACUCGGGACGCCUCAUACAUAUGCGAACACCCUCUAUCACUGAGACAGUAAGGGUCGAUGCCGGCUACAUCAUGGGGGACGAAGUGUCUUCGCACUAUGAUCCCAUGAUAGCGAAGCUGAUCGUCAGGGGUCCAAACCGGACAAUCGCCAUACAAAAGUUGCAUUCUGCUUUGGAACAAUACGAGAUUGCGGGACUGGUAACGAACGUCGAGUUUUUGAAGGCGGUCUGUAAACAUCCAAGCUAUGUGGCAGCCGAAGUAGAGACGGGCUUCAUCAGCAAACACAGUGACAAGCUGUUCGCAGAGGGGCCAACCGCUCCUGAGGUCUAUGCUCAAGCCGCUCUGGGCUUGCUAUUCCUGGAAGCAGCAACUUCGCAAGAAAAGGAUGCUGCCAUACUUGGUAUACCCCAGUCUGGAUUUGCAGCCAUGGCACAACGAAGAUUCUGGGGGUUUCUCCCGAACAGAACGCUCGUUUCCAACGAAACGGCCGAACAAAGCGUAGGAAUAGAUGUUUUGGAGACCGGAUUCUUUGACAUUACCGUUAGUGGAACACCGACUACCUACCGCUCCGUCGCCAGCAGCUGGGAACCACAAACCCGCAAAGUCACGUCUUUCUUUCCCCAUACCAGGCUCGAAACGAGAGUGAUAGAUGACGACCAAGGUAAUCUCACGCUCUACCAACAAGGCCAGCAAUUCCGCCUACGGUGUGCCACACCAAAGUGGGUUGAACGAGCCUUGGGCAUCAAAGAUACAGCUCACAGUGUCCUGGCGCCAAUGCCGUGCAAGAUCCUGAGGGUAGAGGCCAAGGCGGGCGAUCAUGUCAAAAAGGAUCAGGUAUUAGUGGUUAUUGAAAGCAUGAAAAUGGAGACCGUGAUCAGAAGCCCUCAAGACGGCGUCAUCUCUAGGAUUGUACAUCAGCAAGGGGAUCUGUGUAAAGCAGGUAACGCUUUAGUCGAGUUUGAAGAGCUUGUAGAGCCUAAGUAG